Molecule: messenger RNA, 426 nt
Organism: Vicia faba (fava bean)
Lineage: Eukaryota; Viridiplantae; Streptophyta; Magnoliopsida; Fabales; Fabaceae
Source: the annotation of a GenBank genome assembly
AUGCAGGUUGGAUUGAAUGCAUGGUUUUGCUUAUGUUUUGGAACAAGGCUUUUUAUUAUGCAGCAAGUUUGGGCUUUGAUGUGCAAGGCUGUUUCGGUACAAGCUGGAAUUAAUAUCUUUAGAUUUAUGAAUUGCAUAGCUGAAUUGGAGAACUUUCUUGACACUGUCGCAGAUAGUUGGAGAAAGCCAGUGAAUGGAAGACCGAUGGUUGGAGUAUGGAAAAAACUCCUUGGAUUGCAGCAAAUCCUCAGGAAGCAUUGGGCUAGAGGCAGGCUUGCAAGUUACAGGCUUGAGGUUUGCUUGAAACUGUUUGGAAUUUUGUUUGAGGUUUAUGCAGGUUUGAGCUUUGAACACAGGCUGUUUGUUGUUUUCUUAGGGUCCAAGCUUGGAACAAGCUUCAAUGUUUUAGCAGGUUGCAAGGUUUGA